AUGGGGAGUCGAUACCCGAGUUUACCGAACAUUUCUGUUGUUCAUCCUUACGUCACUCGUGUUCUUGGUCAAAAUCCUGGCGUCAUGACUCUGCAGGGCACGAAUUCCUACCUUGUGGGACCUGAGGAGGGAUCACGUAUAUUGAUUGACACCACAGGAGGGGACAUCACUGUGAUCGAAAAGUAUGUCGAAUUGGUGCAAUCAGUGCUUCAAAAUCCCGUCCAUCAUGUUUCGACACCAAUGCCGGAGCCUCCGAUUUCCGCUAUACUUCUGACUCACUGGCAUCCCGAUCACACGGAGGGAAUCUCAGCUGUUCAGGAUCUCGUUCGUAGGCUGUCCCCUCCCUCAUUACUAGAUGACGGCGCUCCAGAGGUCUACAAGUCACCUGAAGGUCCUGAUCUCAAGGCCAUCGGCUACUACGAUGGCCCCUUAAAGGUGUUGGAUGAGGGGAUGACUUUCUCACCACCUGAUAGUCCAUUCAUCACUCUCAAGCCCAUUUUCACACCUGGUCACAGUGUGGAUCAUAUGUGCUUCGCUCUCUCUGUCAACGGCACGGUGGAGUGCAUUUUUGUGGGCGAUCUCCUUUUAGGCAGGUUUUUUUCGAUUUCUCUGGUGUUAGCGUGGCCGACUACUACCAAAGAAAGCUUUGGUACAACGAUCGUGCUCGAUCUAUCAGCCUACAUGCGCUCGCUUGAGAUGUUGCGACAAUUCGUCGUCAAGUGCAAUAAUCCCAAACUUUCCUUCCUUCCUGCUCAUGGCGAGGUGAUAACCGAUCCAGUGGGGAAAAUAGAUGAAUACCUUGCUAUUCGAAAGAAGCAUAUUAACAAGACUAGAGACGCGUUUUUAAACAAUCCAGAGGGCACCUGGUUGAGGGAGAAUUCUUUGCUGGAGCAAAUUUACCCCUCUGCAGUGGAUAAAAUGAAGGAGCUGGCCGUUAAUAACCUGCGCCAAAGCCUCUUUUGGCUGCAAGCUGAGGAGAGCACAAAGUUUCGCAUUGCCGAACCCAUUACCGCCGGUACAAAAGAGAUUCGUUGCGAAAGUGAUUACAAGAAAGCUACCGCUAUCGCUCGCCCCGGAUACCUACCCGAGGUGCUGAAUGAGGAGUGGCUGUGGAAGUGGACUUCAGCAGAGAAAAUCUGCAAUAAUCACCUCGUCAACCAUACGUAA
Hydatigera taeniaeformis is the source of this 1167-nucleotide messenger RNA. NCBI's taxonomy places the organism in Eukaryota, Metazoa, Platyhelminthes, Cestoda, Cyclophyllidea, Taeniidae. The record is from the annotation of a GenBank genome assembly.